UACAAAGAACAAAUAGUUAUAUAUCUAAAUAAAUAGAAUAUCUAAAUAAAUAAAUUUUCGAAAACAAAAUCACUAUCAUAUAAAUAUAAAUUAUUAAUAUUUGCGACUCGCUUUUUCAUCGAUAAAAAUAUUCAGCAAUAAUGAAGUUAUCAAUACUAAAUCCCAUUUUUAUUUUUUUCCACAUUCAAGACAAGAUAGAGGCUACCAUUUUCGCAUGGAGACAUAAGAAAAUUAUGUGAUUAUUAUAACAUCAUACAAGGUAAUAGAUAAUACUAUAAUAAACGGAGAAUUUCAUAAUGCUUAAAUACUAAAUGAAUAUUCCAAGUACCAGAAAGGUUUAUUACAUCACAAAGCCUAAAUUUUCUACAUUGGCAGAUGAAAGAGUGGAGCAGGAUUAUAAUCUUAAGGAAAACUAUCUUAAUGCUUAUACAGAUUUUUUAUCUAGGAUCAAGGAUUACACGCUAACCCCCUUUAAAGAAAUAACUACGCCCUUAUUCAUAAAUCCAAGAGACAACGGUAAUGAAGUGGAAAAUGAAAUUUUCAAUAAAGAAAUACAUGCCACCGAUUUGAGAGAUCCGAGGCAGGCUUACGUGCAAGAUAAUAUCUCUCGUUUGUUCAACGAAUUUACCGAUAACGCAAAUAGCACUAUACGAGUUUUGGGAAGCGAUUAUUACAAUCAUAACAGGUCUCCACUACCCUCACUUUCUGAAAAUUAUUACUCUAGCCCAUUCUACUCUUCCACAUCCCUCUUAUCGGUGAUCAGGGGCGAUAUCCUCAAUAAAACGAUUCAAACUGGAAACCCCUUGUCACAAAAUUUAUAUGGUGCCGACAAUACUUCGUGGUGGUUAGGUGACACCUCGUCAAACAUUCUCAAAAAGUUUUAUUGCUACGGGUCAGAGGAUAUCUGCAACCCAGUGUUGGCAGGUAGUCAACCUUGCGUAACGAGCUACUGCGACACGCAAUGUAAUGACGAACCCUUUUGGGUUGGGGGUAGCGCUCGAGUACUCACCAUUCUCAUUCCUAUCCUCAUAGCACUAGCUUUCAUGUGUAAACUCGGCAUCGCAGCCGUCAUAUUCGGAAGGAGAAAACGAGAAAUGGGGACGGCUCUUAACGUGUACCUAGGGGCGCACACAAUUUCGGAUCUGUUUUUUUUAAUUUGCGCUGGUAUACUUCAAUAUUUGACAUGGAGCGGAGGAGGUGUUUCGUCUGAUUAUUAUUCGCGUAAACGUUCCGACUUGUCCUUAAUACGAGCGGAUUAUUUGUCAACUACAAAUCCCACUAACCUAGUUUAUUCAUUUAAUGAUAAAAAUAGAGCAACUCAAUCUCAAAAAAUACAUAAUAAUAUAUUGGGUUCUGGUCGAAACAUUUGGUAUUCACUCAGCGCUAAACUAGCCCGAUUAGAUUCUUAUUUUAUGGCCCUUUCUGAGGCAUUUUGGAUAAUUUCAAUAUACAUUCUUAUCGCUGCAGCAAUUGACCGCUGCUUAAGAUGGAAUAAGAGCGCGGCCGGUGAUAGAAGAAUUUCGCUAAAGCGAUGUGGAACUUGGGGAGCAGUGGGAGUCGUUUCAUUGAUAUAUGUAUUUGGAUUAGCCAGUUCACUACCCAGAAUAUGGAUGGCGUUCGAAAGAUAUCAUCCUGCUUACAAUGAUAAUCUAUUUUUUAGGCGAAAUACUGUACAUGGAUCUAGAUUUUAUUGCCGAAUGUAUGAUUGGUUUGUUAUGCUUGUAUCAACAAUUAUUCCCUUGGUGGCUUUAUUCCUGCUAUCUUCUUUACUAACAAAUGUCAUAUGUCGGGAUCGGCGAAGGGUUAGAAAAAGGGUUAAAGAGUUAAAGGAAAUCGAGAAAGCUAGAGGACCUGAACCAGUACGCCACCCUUAUAUAUUAGACUCAGACGAGCCAAACGUUAUGGUAACCCCUACGGGAUAUAUAGAAACUUCAAGCACUGGGAAUUUAGGGGGGAGCGGAGGCGACAUUGAAAGCGGAAUAGGAACCGUUGUUACACCCCUGAGAAGGCCUCCACCCCCACCCCAUCAUAUGUCGACACCUUAUUAUGCCUAUAAUUAUAAUAAUAACCACAACGAAAAUCUCGCCGAAAACUAUAUGCCUAACCACCUCGAUUCGAGUUAUUGUAAAAUAAAUCAAUGUCCCAAGUACUCUCAUAAUAAUUGUGAGAUAAAAGCUUCGGAUGAGAAGGGGAAUGUAAAUGAUAAAAGGGAUAUGAUUCAACACUUCAACACCCCCAAAAACGGGCAUUAUGGUCGAUAUUUCAAUAGAAACGCUAACAAUUCUAACGAAAAAUGGACCCAGCGCCCUAUCGAUGAUUAUAAUAAUAAUAUGAAUCGGGAUUACGAAUCGAGUUCCUCAUACGAUGACGGAAUGUUAUACAAUAAUUCUUCGGAUUACUACAACGUUUCGGAACGGGGAAUAUUAAUGAGACAUCCCGGAGCGGGAGGACCUGACAUCAUCAGACGUAAACGGGCUAAACACAGGUUUUGGUCUAGAACAAGAUCGAAUUUUAUGCUGGCUUCUUUGUGUUUUUUUACCCCGCUUCUACUCAUUCCCUUUGCGCUCUCACAAAUAUGGAUGCACAGGAUUCAAGAAGGGGGGCCUACCGUAAAAUCAAUAGUAUUAAGCCAAAUAUUUCAGGCUUUUAUAUAUCUCAACGCAAUCCUACACCUGUUUUUGUUGUUGGCUUUUUAUGAUAAAUUUCGCCACGCUUGUCGUAACGUAUGUUGUGGGAACAUUUGCGAUAAUAAUAAAGAGGAAGGAAGAGACGUAGGCAGGGAAAUCGAAGUCAAUGGACAAGGUGAGAAAGCUACCAUGGUUAGCAAAAAUAACCGAAUCUCUAAGAUCAAAAUUGAUAGGCAAAAUGAAGGAUCAUCGAAAAGAUCAGGAAUUUGCCCUUUCUGGGGAAGCAAGAAAAGGCAAGGAUACCAAAGAGCAGAUAAUAUGAAUCCGGAUAGAGGGGAUAAAUCUCAAUUACAAAAAAUUCAACAAGACACUAUAAACAUAGGAGAUGAAGAUGCCGAUUUCGCCAGACCUCGCCCGGCAACUCCUAUGGCGAUCUCUAUGCUUAGCGGUGCUGCAGCAGACAACGAAAAUGAUAACAUAAAUAAAUUUAUAGAAACCCCCAUGGUUUAUGAUACGGAGGUUAGAAAUGAAAAUAAAGAUUUGGAGGGAGGAGGAACCUCCACUUUUAAGAGAUCCAGUAAUGGUCUCGAAAAGAUGCAAGUCCGAUUGGUCAAGAAUACAUCACCGCCAUUUGAUGCUAUUAACAACUUAGAUAGGAAAUUAAAGGAACCUUAUAACGAAGAGGAAACGAAGAAGGGUAAAAGGCUAGGAAUUCCCUAUUGGUUUGGUGGAACACAUUUAGAUGGGUCUACUAAAAAAUCAAAAGAUGUAGGAAAGAGCAAGAAUAGAAAAAAAUCCAACGAAAAAGGACAACCAAACGAUGUUGAAAUAGCAUUGAAAGAUACUCACCGACUUGGUGAUCAACAGAGUUCGGCUAUUGUUAAUAAAAUCAAUACACCCGCCGAUCAAAAUAAUUUAGUGCAUUACGGCGAGGUAGACAUUCACAAUAUUCAUUACAACUCCCUAAAGUACCUUCCUCCACCUCCCGCAACCACUUUGCAGGAGGCAGAGAACAAUAAAAAUCCCGACGUGGUCGUUUAUAGGUCUACCACCACUACAUUAUCCAGGGUAGCUGAUCCAAUCAUGGGCAACACUGAUCAACAGUUGAGAUCAUCAUACAAUAAACAACAAAGGGAUCGUCAGCAAUUUUUUGAAGAUAAUGUGGACGAUUACAUAGAUAGCAGCGGAAAAUUAACGAGAGGUGAUAUAGAGAAAGAUCCAUACAAGUAUGGCUCCAAUAUUGAUGCCAGUGGAAAUAGUGCAAUCACAAACAAUGCAAAUAGAGUGUGCCAUUCAGAAAGAACCGGAACUUUUUACACAUACAGUGGGGAUACUUACUCAAGGGCAGGGAAUUCACUAAGAUCAGCCUACUCACCUUAUUAUUACUAUCAUCAAUCUCCCCAAAGCACUUCGGGAAAAACUUUUACAGGCUAUGAUUUAUAUUACAAUAAUAAUAAUAAACCAGAACUAAAGGAGGAAAAAAACAGUUUUGGUAAGGCCACUGGGGAAAAGGGGUUUGAUAUAGGAAGAGGUUACAGUUCAAAUCAAAAUGUUUCAACUGCCAAGAUAAGAUAUGAAAAUGUAGUUUAUAAUACUAGCACGCUUUCUACUGCCUCAAGGCACAUAAGUGAGGAGUAAAAUGGCUUGUUUUUGUUUAUUAUAAUUUGUGAUAUAAAUUUUGAAUUGAAAUGUUCAUAAAGAUAACUUCAUAAGAAGGAUAAUAUUUCUUUUUUAAUAUUAAAAUAAAUGACAUGUAGUAAAAUGAUAUAAAUAUAAUGGAUGCAAAAUUUAAACAAUAUUAAACACUCUCUCCCCAAAUUUUUCAAACAUAAAUUUAUUAUAAAAUGUUAAUUUGCCCAUAAUGUUAUAUGCGUAAUAGCUUAUAGUGGUUAAAAUAUAUGAUUAUUGAUUAUUUCUAAAAUGAUUUUGCUUUAUAUUGUCAAUGUUAAGAGCACUUCUAAUAAUUUAUGUUAAAUUAAUUGAGCAUUUAAAAUGCCAUUUAAUUUACUAGUUAAGAAACAAAUAAGGCAUUUUAAGCAUGGUAAACUGUCUAGCAAAUAAAUUAU
Messenger RNA from Gordionus sp. m RMFG-2023, 4693 nucleotides. RefSeq lists its product as uncharacterized. The coding region runs from base 312 to 4265 and encodes 1317 amino acids. The transcript has 7 exons. Lineage: Eukaryota; Metazoa; Nematomorpha; Gordioida; Chordodea; Parachordodidae. The record is from RefSeq and is a predicted model, not a curated record.